This is a messenger RNA of Penicillium hordei, 5244 nucleotides long. RefSeq lists its product as uncharacterized. Gene Ontology annotation, molecular function: chitin binding. The record is from RefSeq and is a predicted model, not a curated record. The transcript is spliced from 8 exons. Lineage: Eukaryota; Fungi; Ascomycota; Eurotiomycetes; Eurotiales; Aspergillaceae. The coding region runs from base 1 to 5244 and encodes 1747 amino acids. Gene Ontology annotation, biological process: carbohydrate metabolic process.
AUGGCUCGAGGGUUACUGAGCCUGUUCUUUCUUUUAUUUUUUCUUUCAAAUGCGAUAGCCGAUCUUGCUGGCGACCUGAGCAGCGAGCUUAGCUCGCUGAAGCUCAUGGGCAAUGACAAGUACAGUUGCAGCAAGGAUAAGCCAUGCUCUAACGGAGCCUGCUGUGGUAAAAACGGCGUUUGUGGCUUCGGCAAAACAUACUGUGGUACCACUGGCAAGUCUCCCAACGACGCCUGUUGGAGUAACUGUAAUGCACAUGCAGAGUGCAGCAAAGAUGCAAAGGAGCCUGGCAAAGAAUGUCCUCUGAACGUCUGCUGCAGUGAGUUCGGCUUCUGUGGUACUACCGAGGAAUUCUGCGGUGAUGGAUGCCAGAGCAAGGAUAAAUGCAAACAGCCUGACUCUGGUGCCUCUGGUGGCAACGUCCAGGAGCGUAUCAUCGGAUACUAUGAGGCGUUCAAGUACGAUUCAGACUGCCAAGACAUGAAGAUUCAUCAGAUCCCCGUUGAGAGUCUAACUCACGUCAACUAUGCCUUCGCUUAUAUCGACCCUGAUAGCUACGACAUUGGUCCUAUGCCCGACAUCGAAGAAAAAACCCUCAAAGACUUCACUGCUCUCAAGGAGCGCAACCCACACGUUGUUCUUGGUGUCUCGCUCGGAGGCUGGACAUUCAACGACAAUAAGACCGACACACAAAAGGUCUUUGCCGAGAUAGCCUCUAAGGAGGAUAAACGUUCCAAGUUCAUCGACAAGCUUCUUUCCUUCAUGCGCCACUAUGGCUUUGACGCUGUCGAUAUCGAUUGGGAGUACCCAGGUGCUCCUGAUCGACAGCCCAAAGGCUGGGACUCCAAGGAUGAUGGAAAGAACUACGUGAAGCUCUUACAAGACAUUCGGAAGGCCUUCGAUGACCAGGACCUGGAGUACGAGCUCUCCUUCACUGCCCCUACUUCCUAUUGGUACCUCCGCUGGUUCGAUAUUCACAACAUGGUCAAAGCCGCAACUUAUAUGAACUUGAUGAGUUACGAUCUCCACGGUGUUUGGGACUCUAACAACCCCAUUGGUAAUCAUGUCCUCGGACAUACCAACAUGACAGAGAUUGACCAAGCCUUGGAUCUUCUCUGGAGGAACGAUGUCCCUGCUAAGAAAGUCAACAUGGGUCUCGCCUUCUACGCGCGAACCUUCGAACUCAAGGAUAAAAAAUGCCAUAAGCCGGGCUGCACCUUCAAGCAUGGCGGCAAGAAGGGUGCUUGCACUGAUACUGAGGGUAUCCUUUCUUACAAUGAGAUUGUCGGAAUCAUUGCAGACGAUGAAAUCAAGCCGGUCUACGACAAAGAAAACGCAAUCAAGUAUCUCGUCUGGGAUGAGAACCAGUGGAUCUCAUACGAUGACCAGCAAACAUUCCAGCAGAAGAUCAAACUGUUCAACGAGAAGGGAUUAGGUGGUCUUCUUAUCUGGGCCAUCGACCAGGAUACCCGGAAUCUCGAUGCCCUUCGCGGUGUUCUGUACCCCGAGGACGUUGUGAUGACGGACAGUAUGAAGGAUGACACCAGCUACUGGGAAAGCCAACAUCCCGGUGACUGUAGAACUACAGAGUGUAGUAAGCACUGUCCUACGGGUACCAUCGAGAUGGACACUUUCAAAUGCCCGGAUGGUGGUGAUAAGGGCGACUCCCGCAUCUGCUGUCCUAUCGCUGCUGCCCCUGACCCAGAUACCUGCCACUGGCGUGGUGGUGAGUCUGGAAGUCUUUGUAACGGGCAAUGCCAUGGUGGUGAAGUGGCCCUGGCCUCGGCCGUAGAUGGAGGCAACGGUCACUGUUCAGAUGGACGUCAAUUCUACUGUUGCCCUAUCCCCGAAGUUGCUGCUGGUGGCUGUAUCAACUGCGGCUGGAAGGAUACGUGCUCAGAUGACCAAGAGCCCUUGACGUUCGCCGGAACAUUCUUGGAGGCUGUCUCCGAUGUGUUGGACUACACUGGACUUUUCGGCCAGGCGCUGGCUGAUUUCCUUGACGACGUUGACAUGGAUAACAUGCGACAAUACUGCUGCUCCAAGGAAGAGAUCAAGAACUGGAAAGACUGCUAUUGGGCUGGAAGAGGUGGUCGAUCCAUUUAUAGCUGCGAUGACAACCACUGCAACACUGGGCACGAGGCUGAGCUUACCCUGAGUCCAUACGGUGAAGGAGAGGACUGUAUGCCAACUUCUCGUCAACGAGCCUUCUGCUGCACACCCGCGAGUGGUGAAUCGCUUUUCAUGCCAGUUCCUUUAGAGUAUCUCUUUGAGAAUCCUCCAGAGAAUGCUGAUGACCCCGACUUCAAUCUCUCAGUGGACGACACCUGGGGCACUGGUGACACUCAAGGUGAUUCUGACGAAGAACCCGAUGAUGCUGCUUUUGGAUUUGUGGUUAUCACCGCCCCCGACGAGGUCCAUGUUAGCUUAGACAAGCGUGAUGGCUCGCCCUGGGAGUUGAUGGAUUGUCCUGAUAGCGAUAGCGAAGAGGAGCAUACUGUCCGCAUGAUCUGUACCGAUUCCUCCGAGGACAGCAAAUGUGACCACAUUCACCGCGGACAAGGUGCUCCUGGUACCAUUCUCCAAAUGCCUAAUCGCUGUGGCCCCGGUCGGUAUGCCGUCGCAAAGGAGCUUAAGGAGUCCCAGAACCAGACUCUCCCGGGUCAUCUGAACAAGCGUGACCUUGAUGGCAGAUCCGUCUACGACUUGACCUUUGACUACGACUUCAAGCGUGUCCCUCGUGAUUACGGUGAUGCAUUGAUGCGUAUUGACUAUAGUAACCAGCCUGGAUACUGGGACUCUGUUGUCGACAGACCGGCUAGUGACUCCGAGCGAAAGGUUAAACGCGCAAAGCGGGAUGAAACCGGCUACCACAAGAAUCGCAAGCGUUGGCUAGAAGAUGAAUGGCGUGAUGCGUAUCAUCAUGGCGGUAUGGAACGCCAUGAGGUUCACAAGCGUUGGUUCGGCGAGGAUAUCCUUAACUGGCUCGGUCAAUUGAUCACCACUGGUGAAGCUAAGGCCACCAAGGAGCUCAACCAUAAGGUCAAAGAGAAAGUUGAGCUCCUUCUCAUAGAUCAGCAGUUCGGACCAUGCCCGGUUGGUGGAGCCCAGGCCCAGGCGAAUAUUCGAUCUUCUAUCACAGCUUCAAUCGAUGUUGAGACCUCCUUCGGUAUCACCAUUAUCACCACCCUUGCAGAGGGAAUGGAUCUCAGUAGAUCCUACCUUUACUUCAGAAACGCUGGAGAGGUUGAGGCCAGGUUUGAACUUGAUGCUGUUGCUUCUCUUACCUACUCGACCGGUGAUAUCAAGCUGCUCGGUCUCGACGACUUCCCCGGCGCCACUUUCCGCGUGCCCGGAGUUGUCACAGUCGGCCCUAACCUUGCCGUCUAUGCCUCCGCAGAUGCCUCGAUUACCUACCCUCAAAAUAAUGAAUACCCAGAAAAGGCCCUCGAUGAGCCUGACCGUGAGGCUAAGACUAUUGGCAAGCCCCAUUUCGAUGCCUCUGUCUCUGCCAACGGCGAGAUUGCGUUGCAUCUCAAGCCCACUGUCAGCUUCGGAAUUGACUUCGAUGACCGUUGGAAGGUACCCCGGUGUACCGUUGAUCUUGUCCUGGAUGGAUAUGUGAUCGGGCACGCGGAAGCUUCCUACUCACUCAAUGGCGACAACAGCUGUCCCUUCAGCUAUGGUAUCGAUGCUGGCUCGACAAUGUACGCACAGCUUGACGCCCCUGAGGAGUUUGGCUGGGGAGAUGAUCUCCGAGUCACACUCGCAGAGGUGCCCAGGAAGCAAAUCACGCCUUCAACCUGCGUUGGCGACAAGGGUAAGCGAACUUUUAUGGGGUAUGAGGCAUACAAUUCUUCUGUGGAGAAAUCUACCUCGCGGAGAGAUGAAUACAUGCCUAUGCCUGUUUCUCAUUCGAUUGCCAAGCGUGACACACUUACCCUUGGUCCUCUGGUAACGAUUCCUGAUGACUUCCUCAAUUGCCCUGGACAGGGUGGUGGGGAGAAUUUUUGCGUAAUGUGCUCAAUGUACGGCACGAAGGUCAGUGACAGUGAUGACUCAAAACGAGAUGUCGCUUCUCUGUUCGGCCGUGACGAUGGUGGUUCUUGUCCGUACUACCCACCUGGAGAUGGUGGAAAGUGCUACGAUACAGAUUCGUACCUUUUCGAACGUGACCCACAAGAAACCAAAGACCUGACACUCAACUUUAUUAAUAAUAAUGCGAAGUUUGAUUAUUUGAGCUCAAAAGAUAUCAACGACAACAGAAGGUGCUCGGCAAAGACAACAAAGGAGGCUUCUACCAAGUCAGCGAACAACGAAUACCUCAUAGACAAUAAUGACGAUUUACCCGCUUCGGACUUCCGCACGGAGCACGUUUUCGAGGUACACCUGGUCAGCCAUUUCCUUGAGUGGGUGUGCGCAGGGAAGGAUGAAUUCAAAUACGGGAUUUUUAAAAAGCUUCCUUUCCCUACUGGUUGGACCCGCCCUGAUUCUACUUGGUGCACCGAUGUGUUUGGAGGUCCCGAUGACGGAAUGCAGUGGUCAAGAAACAAUGGAAAACCAAAGAACUGGGUUCAACAUACUGCUGACUUUCUGGGAAGCGAGGAUAACCUUGACCUGCUCGUUAUGUAUCACCAUAAACCCAACGGAGUCAAACAAGUGAUUACCGAAGGAAAGAAGUCUGGUAUCCCCAAGGACCAACCGAAGAAGGGGAUUAAGGUUGAGCCAAAAGAUAUAGCGGACAGGGUCAUGAUGAGUGCCACUGUUUUUGACUACCUGCGAGAACUCAGCGACAAGUGGACCAAGCCCAGCCAGAACAUCGAAUUGAUCUCGGACGAAUUCGACCAUGAGUAUACCCGCCAAUAUAAUGCCCAGAACCAACCAAAAGGAAAGCCCCUCAAGAAAGACGAUACCCCCCGUGGCCUCAAGCACUGGGGUUUGCGUACCCUAUGGGCCUACUGGAUUGACAACCACCUGGCCAAGAUUGAACAGAUUCAGUCGGAUUGGCACAAGACCGCUAAGGACAGGAUGAGUACCAUGAAGGAUGCCCAGGGCAAGAUAGACGACGUCGCAAAGAAAUUCGCAGACAUCACCAUGACUACUGGAGAUGCAACAGUAGAAAAAUUUAUGUUCCCCAUGUCAAACCCGGGUAACCCGCUUCCUGGCACUGCGACAAGUUCAUCAAAUGACCAAAGUAAGUACGGAACGUGGGGAGGUAACAACCUUGGAAAGCUGGGCCUGUAG